This is a messenger RNA of Melitaea cinxia (Glanville fritillary), 910 nucleotides long. RefSeq names its product growth-blocking peptide, long form-like. The coding region runs from base 40 to 663 and encodes 207 amino acids. Lineage: Eukaryota; Metazoa; Arthropoda; Insecta; Lepidoptera; Nymphalidae. The transcript has a single exon. The record is from RefSeq and is a predicted model, not a curated record.
UAUACGGCCAUUGCAAUCGAAACACGUACGACUUUUACGAUGAAGAGUAAAUACUGUUUUUAUAUUUUUGUGUAUCUGUUACUACUUACUUGUGGUGCAAAUGGAGGAUUAGUUAAGGGGUUUUUAGAGAAAAUUCACGACGGAGCGCACAAAAUACACGAUGAUAUUCAUAAAGUUUUUCAUCCAAAAGAAGAACCCAAGCACGAACCUACGAUUAUUGUAGUCAAUAUGGGCAAUAAAAAUGAUCAUGACGGUUCAUUCGUCUUUCCAACUGCUCCUGAUGCUGCAUCCAUGCCUACUGCUAUAUCUACUCCUUCUCCUGUAUUUGUUCCUACUGUACCUACCCCUUCUCCCGUAAACGCUCCCGCUAUACCUACUCCUUCUGACGUUUUUACUAAUGCUGUUCCAUCUGCUGAAUCUGUGCCUAUUGUCGCGCCAACUCCUUCUACCGUGUACAAAGACACAAAGCCGGAUAUUGACAUGCGUAAGGAUGUGACGCCUGAUGAAGACUCGGGUAAGCUUGUUUUUACUUCGCUACCAGGAACAGUACAAGGUACGACAAGUACUACUAUGGAAAAGGAUGGACGAGAGAACUUUACUGGUGGAUGUACUACAGGACGUCAGAGAACCCAUGACGGUCGAUGCAAAGAAAAAUACCACUAACUAAAUCUAUCGCAAAAAAGACUAAGCCGGAUAUUGACAUUCGUAAGGAUGUAACGCCUGAUGAAGACUCGUGUCAGUUUGUUUUUAUUUCACUGCCACAAGCUAUGGAAAAGGAUGGAAGAUAGAGCUUUACGGAUGGAUGUCCUACAGAAUAUCAGAGAACCUAUUACAAUUUAUGCAAAAAAAAAAUCUGACUUAUUUAUCAAAUCAAUAUAUUGCUGUUGAUAAAUUUUACUUCAAAACUGAA